GACAAACCACCGCCUUGCUCCGGCGACAUCGCAUCAAUCUCAAAGAUUCCAACUUCCAAGUACAGCGAAGAGAGGGCGUCUUUAUUAAUUGACUAGCUUGGCUAUAUAGCCACCAGACAGCUCAGCUCCAUGAUUUUCACAGGCAAACACCUAACAGCAGCUCGCUGCCUGCCAGUACACUGAGGCACCUGAGGCACCUCAUUCAGCUGAUAGAGGGCCGAGUGAUCGAGCGUUAGGUCGCAAUGAAGGGGAGCAAGGUCCACGAGCACGAGGCCGACGUCCCCGCCUCCGACCUGUGGGCGAUCUACGGCACGCUCCGCGCCGCCGAGCUGUUACCGGAGCUGCUUCCGCACGUCCUGGCCAAGGUCGAAGUUGUCAGUGGCGACGGCGGCGUCGGUACCAUCUUGCAGCUGACGUUCCCCCCUGGUUUGCCUGGCCUGGAGAGUUACAAGGAGAAGUUCACCAAGGUUGACGACGAGAGUUACAUCAAGGAGGCGCAGGCGAUCGAUGGCGACAUCCUGAAGCUGGGGUUCCUCUCCUAUAUGGUACGGUUCGAGGUCAUCGCAAAGGGGCCCGACUCGUCAGUGAUACGAACGACUGUCGAGUACGAGAUUGAUGAUGCGCACCCGGAGCUCGAAGCGAUGGUGAGCAUCGCGCCUUUGGCUGCGACCGCCGAGAAAUUCUCCGAAUAUGCCAAGGAGAAGAAGGUCAUCACUCAGGCAGCCUCUUGAUUGGAGCUCAAGAGCAAAUCUUAUCAUCACGAAAGACAAAUGGUCUACUACAAUUGCGGCGUGUGUUUCUAUUUUGCAUAUCGAGUGUGGCUGUGAACGCAAAUUCAUCCGGAUCGAACAAAUCACAGAUGCUUCAUCUAAUUUGUUCACCACAACAACUUUUCUCAUAUAUGUAACUAUUGUAAGGUACCAUAAGGGCAUAUGUGCCGUAGUAUGUCCAUGAACCAAGAUUAGCCACCAUCAAGCUUUAAUUGUGUACUA
Panicum virgatum (switchgrass) is the source of this 992-nucleotide messenger RNA. RefSeq names its product norbelladine synthase-like. The coding region runs from base 243 to 731 and encodes 162 amino acids. Gene Ontology annotation, biological process: defense response; abscisic acid-activated signaling pathway. Lineage: Eukaryota; Viridiplantae; Streptophyta; Magnoliopsida; Poales; Poaceae. The transcript has 2 exons. The record is from RefSeq and is a predicted model, not a curated record. Gene Ontology annotation, molecular function: signaling receptor activity; abscisic acid binding; protein phosphatase inhibitor activity. Gene Ontology annotation, cellular component: cytoplasm; nucleus.